AUGGCUGCAACCGCAACAGAUACCGACUUGAAAACUUUUAAAGAUUUUUUAAUUCAGUAUAAUAAUGUCACAGAACAAUGUUUUGGUCACUGCAUUACGGAUAUGACCACCAGGACUGUGAACGAAAGAGAAGAAAAAUGUGCCACAAAUUGUUUGGAUAAAUUCUUGAAGAUGACGCAGAGGCUUGCAUUACGAUUUCAAGAGUAUCAGAUGUUGCAAACUGAGGCUCAGGGAGCACCGUUACAAAUGUUAAAGUAA
Messenger RNA from Enterobius vermicularis (human pinworm), 258 nucleotides. The record is from the annotation of a GenBank genome assembly. NCBI's taxonomy places the organism in Eukaryota, Metazoa, Nematoda, Chromadorea, Rhabditida, Oxyuridae.